AUUGUGAACAAACCGUUGAAAAGAAAGAAAAGACUUUUCUUGUUCAGAACUUUGAAAAUUCCUUCUCGCUCUUACGACUUGCAUGAUCAUCGAAUCACCAAGGAUAAACCAAACUCCCCUAGUCCCCUGUAAUAUCCAAUUAUCUUCUGACCCGUUCUCUCUGUUCUUGAUUUCCUAUGUCUAGAUUCAUGGUCUCUUUUUUGUUCUUACUCAUCCAGCUUUUGAGCUUCUCUGUUCAAGCUCAGCGUACGAAGACACCACCAACAACAGAGUUCACUUUCCAAGGUUUUAGUGAAAACAAAUCGGAGAUUCAAACAGAAGGAGCAGCGAUCAUCACACCAGAUGGGCUACUCUUAUUAGCUGAGUUUAUUUAUAGCAAUGAUAUAUAAAAUAGAUACUCUUAUUUAUAUUAUCUUCUAUAAUUAUGCUAAUAGAAAAUUAGAUAUAUUUAGUUUGCACAUUCAUAGUUAAAAAAAAAAAAAUUGUUGCAAUUUGUAAAUUAUACAUGAUAUUUUGAUUCUUUUAAUAUGAGCAGUAAAAUCAUGUAUAAUAUUUACAAAAAGUAACUAAUAUUAUAGAGAUGCUCAUCUUGAAAUGUCUACAUCAUUGUAUCCUGACUUUGUAAGUUGAUGAGUAAAGAAUUUAUACGUUUAGAAAAGAAAUGAAAAUAAAAUAAAAGUCCCUAGCCUCUCAACAGAUCAGAGAAAAAGUAUUUUCUGUGGUUAGAUUUCCUCAAACCCAGUUUCCAUGUAUCCUCCGCUCUUCAUCACCUUAGUAGUCUUCUCCGUCGCUAGCUUCCCGUCGUGCUUCUCCGCUGACCAACAGUACGAGGAGUGCCGAUUACCUCUGAGAUGUGGAUCGGAACCGUCGGUGUUGUUCCCGAACAUCACUUACCCAUUUUGGGGUAAUAGCAUCGGCAAACCCAAUUUCUGCGGUCAAACAGAGUUCGAGCUUUCCUGCAAGGAGAAUCAAAAUUUAACCCUAGAAAUCGAGAAUUUCACACUUCGUGUUGUUUCUGCGAAUCUGGAUAACAAGAUAAUCACUGUAGCCGAUGAGAGUUUCUUACACGAUGGUUGCCCACAGAUUUUCAACUUCACGGGGGCUAUGCAGUUCACAUUAAACCAUAACACCGAGACAAUCUUUCUAUUCAAUUGUCCCAGUAAUAACCCGGUGACAACUUCGUCAACGAUUACUUGCCAACUAAGCAAUAGCAAUCUAAUAACAUAUCAUGCCUUUGGAUCAACUAAUCCUCCUCAAAAUUGUACCAUGGUUGGAGAAAUUCCGAUGCUUGCGUCUGCUAAGAACCUUCUUCAGCAGUCGAAUGCCUCAGAUCAAUCAUUGAAGAUGGCUUUGGAAAAAGGGUUCGAUUUGAGGUACGAUAGUGAAGACGAUGUUUGCCAAGCUUGUACCAAGUCCAAAGGGAUUUGUGGUUCGGAGGUACGAUCGGGAAAUUUCAUGUGCCUGUGUGCAGACAAGCCUUACAACUCCUCGUGUAAGGAUGUCCAAGGCCCCAAUUAUGAAGUAAAAAUAGGAAUCGCGGCAGGUGUUACAUUUUUGGGGUUACUUCUUUUAUCCGUAAGCUGGUUCUGUUACAACACCCAGCGCAUGAAGACGUCGGAUGAUCCAAGACAACAAAAUCUAAAGGCCCUUAUUCCACUAAAACACUAUAGCUAUGCGCAAGUAAAGAGAAUUACAAAGUUAUUUACCGAAGUGGUUGGGAAAGGUGGAUUUGGCACUGUUUAUAGAGGAACCCUUUGUGACGGUCGCCGUGUUGCAGUGAAGAUUUUGAAAGACUCAAAGAGUGAUGGGGAAGACUUCAUCAAUGAAGUUGGGAGCAUGAGCAAAACUUCUCAUGUUAACAUUGUUGACUUGCUUGGAUUCUGCUCUGAAGGUUCCAAGAGAGCAAUUAUUUAUGAAUUUCUAGAAAAUGGGUCUCUUGAUAAAUUCAUCUCAAACAAGACCUCGGUGGACAUGGAUUGGAUGACACUUCACAGGAUCGCACUAGGAGUUGCUCGUGGGAUAGAGUAUUUGCAUCAUGGCUGCAAAACAAGGAUUGUACAUUUCGACAUAAAACCACAUAAUGUACUCUUAGAUGACAAUCUUUGCCCCAAAGUUUCAGACUUUGGCCUUGCUAAGCUUUGUGAGAAGAAAGAGAGCAUCUUGUCAAUGCUGGACACAAGAGGUACAAUAGGGUACAUUGCUCCUGAAUUGUUUUCAAGAAUGUACGGCAGAGUUUCACACAAGUCAGAUGUGUAUAGUUACGGAAUGUUAGUUCUUGAGAUGAUAGGAGCAAGGAACAAAGAACGAGCUGGUCAAAAUUCUGAAUCAAAUGCAAGUUCAAUGUACUUUCCUGAAUGGAUAUAUAUGGAUCUUGAAAAGGGAGACAGUGGAAAGCAUAACAGGAAUGUAAUUACCAGCGAAGAAGAGGAGAUGGCAAAGAAGAUGACAUUGGUUGGUUUGUGGUGUAUUCAACCUUCCCCAUCAGAUCGCCCGCUGAUGAACAGAGUGGUAGAAAUGAUGGAAGGAAGUGUGGAUUCUCUUGAAGUCCCUCCCAGACCUGUUUUCCAAAUUCCCGCCGCACCAUUUCAAGAACCUUCUACGCUGUCAGAGGAUAUAUCGAGUUACAAAGAUGUAUGUUCAAUGGAUGUCGCAUAAAGAACGAUACCUCGUGAAGCACAAAACCAUGCAACAAUUAUAUUUAUACAAAAGUAUGUUACAGGAGAAUUCAUUCCCUAAUGACUGACUGUAGGGUAUGAUUUUCUCCAUAAACUGUAAAUGCUUUUAGUUUAUGAGCAAACCUACUGUGCGUGAGUGUAAAAUUUAAAUGUUAUUCAGAUAAAAAAGGAUCACUUGAACACA
This is a messenger RNA of Brassica napus (rape), 2859 nucleotides long. RefSeq names its product LEAF RUST 10 DISEASE-RESISTANCE LOCUS RECEPTOR-LIKE PROTEIN KINASE-like 2.5. The transcript is spliced from 3 exons. Bases 748 to 2655 code for a protein of 635 amino acids. The record is from RefSeq and is a predicted model, not a curated record. NCBI's taxonomy places the organism in Eukaryota, Viridiplantae, Streptophyta, Magnoliopsida, Brassicales, Brassicaceae. Gene Ontology annotation, molecular function: polysaccharide binding; protein kinase activity; ATP binding. Gene Ontology annotation, biological process: protein phosphorylation.